Molecule: messenger RNA, 1075 nt
Organism: Myxozyma melibiosi
Lineage: Eukaryota; Fungi; Ascomycota; Lipomycetes; Lipomycetales; Lipomycetaceae
Product: histidine phosphatase superfamily
Exons: 2
Coding region: 226-966 (246 amino acids)
Biological process (GO): ribose phosphate biosynthetic process
Molecular function (GO): sedoheptulose-bisphosphatase activity
Source: RefSeq, a predicted model, not a curated record
AGCAGUUAAGGAUCCACGUAAAUUAAAGCAUGCGGCGCUUGUCCCGGGCUGCCUCCGCGAAGCCGGCCGGAGCUGUCGGUAUCAACAAUCAAGUGCAAUUCGGCAUUCUUCCUCUUUGCUCUUAUAUACCUCCUUCUCUCUGGAAUUCACUGCUUUCCUUCUCAAAAACCCUCUCAAAAACCUUUUUGGGUGCUGCUUGUAUACCAAAUACCUCUGCAUUGUAUCAUGGCUUGUCCUCGUGUAUUCAUCGCUCGUCACGGCGAGACGGAAUGGUCGCUUUCCGGACAACACACAUCGUUCACCAAUCUCCCUUUGACGCCCAACGGCGAGCGCCGAGUGAAGGCGACCGGCCAAGCGAUGGUCGGCAAAGACCGUCUGAUUGACCCCCGUCACGUUCUGAAAGUGUACAUCUCGCCGCGCCUGCGUGCGCAGCGCACUUUCCAGCUGCUGAUGGGCGACAACAAGUCGCUGAUCGGCGAGGACCGUAUCGUGAUCGACGACCGUGUGCAGGAGUGGAACUACGGCGACUACGAGGGCCUCAAGACGAAGCAGAUCAGGGCGCUGCGGACCGAGCGCGGGCUCGAUUGGCCGGCGGACGAGGCGAGCGGGAAAGAGGCCAAGGUCUGGGAUAUCUGGUCGGACGGGUGCGAGAACGGCGAGAGUCCGCUGCAGAUCACCGAGAGACUCGAUGAUGUGAUUAAGGAGAUCCAGGAGUUGCAGCGUACGCACCAGGGCCAGCCCAGGCAGGAUAUCCUGGUCGUUGCGCAUGGACAUAUUCUGCGCUCGUUUGCGAUGCGCUGGGUCAAAAGAGAUAUCAAAACUAACCCCGCCUUGCUGCUCGAAGCCGGUGCGAUUGGCGUUGUCAGCUACGAGCAUAACAAUAUCGACGAGCCGGCUAUCUUGCUCGGUGGUGCGUUUAUAGUGCCGGAUACCGAGGAGGAGAAGACUGAGAAAGAGUCAAAGUAGGCUCUGGGAUCGAAAAUUUUGUGAAUCUGUUUUGUAUAGAUGUUGUGAACUUGGUUUGUAUAGACGGAGAUUCUGUAUUAUAUCAGCAGAACAGAGGCUGUCUCUGUGU